AUGGCACUUGUCGUGAGUGUUGCUCUGGGUCUGGCAUUUGGGGCCAGCCCGGUGCGCGCUGGAUUGGAGGAAAUCGACCAUGUGGUUCUCUUCAUGCAAGAAAACCGGGCAUUCAACCAUUACUUUGGUACUAUGGCCGGUGUAAGGGGAUUCAAUGACCCCAAUGUUCAAGUGAAUCCUGAUGGGCGGUCUGUCUGGUACCAAACAGUUGACGAAAGCCUGUCCACUAAGACUGAUUAUUUGCUGCCAUGGUAUCUCAACUACCUAGGCGGGGAUUGGUCAGCUUCGACUCAAUGUAUGGUGGCUGGUUCCAAUGGCUACGAUGCUAACCAUGCGACUCUGAACGGGGAUUUAAACAAUCACUGGGCCGUCAACAAUACUCCCUGGAGCUGGGGUUACUUCAAAAAAGAAGAUCUCCCUGUACACUUUGCCAUGGCUGAGGCGUAUACCGUCAAUGAUAUGUAUCAGGAAGGCCAAAUCACGUCGACAAGCCCGAAUCGGGUAACAUGGGUUAGUGGUACUAUCAAUGCGCCAGGUAGUCCGACAAACCCCAAUGGAACGGGCGGCGUUUAUAUUGAUAACAACGAGACUCCGGGCUGCGAAACAGGUGCGGAUGGCGACUAUUCUUGCUAUCCCCUAACUUGGCAGACUACCUUUGAAGUCUACGAAAGCAUCGGGGUGACCUGGCAAGUGUGGCAGGACAAAGAUAACUUCGACGACAAUCCAAAUGCCUGGUUCAAGCAGUACCAGGAGGCGGCCACUGACUCUCCUUUAUAUGAGCACGGAAACUCGUUCCUGUACACUUUGGAUGACUUCACGGCUGCCGCGGCCAACGGCACUCUUCCCAUGGUUAGUAUCAUUAUCGGACAAAACGAGUUGUCUGAGCACCCUCCAUGGAUGCCCAAGGACGGUGCCUGGCUUCACCAGCAGAUCUUCAACGCCGUAGUCAACAGUCCAAAGUAUAAUUCCACUGCUCUGAUCGUCUCAUACGAUGAAACUGGUGGAUGGGGUGAUGCCGUACUCCCAUACCAUUCACCUGAAGGAACACAAGGAGAGUGGAUGAAUGAUCCAUUAGGCGAAUUUGGUCAGAUCUUUACAGGCCCUGGCUUCCGUGUCCCAGCUUGGAUUGUGUCACCUUGGACACGUGGUGGACGUGUUUUCAGUGAACGUUGCGACCACAAUUCUCAGAUUUUGUUUGUUGAGGAGUGGCUGAAGGCCAAGGGAUACUCAAACUACACGCUGGAUGGCAUGGUCCCAUGGCGUCGCGAACAUAUGUGCAACUAUGUCAAUGCAUUUGACUUCUCAAAUCCUGACUACAGUAUCCCUGAUGUUCCUGUAGCCGACCCGCCUCAUCAGGAUUCAAGUGGAAACUUUGAUGGAUCUUCGCUGUGCCAAGCAAACUUCUCGAAGGCGCAGCCGCCUGUUCCAUACGGCGAGCAGACACUGGAAGAUUCGCUUUUCUUUGAAGAUGGGUUCAAGGAGGUUGUUGGUUACCUCACUGAGGGUCGUUAUCUAACCUUCGAAAUGAAUGGGUACGCACUAAGUAACCCAUCGUCCAACGCAAACAGCAGCGGCGUCGUCUCUGUUAGCAACGCUACUUCCAAUCAUGAAAGCAUCAGCCAACGCUGGGUCAUUCACUAUUCACAAGGCGUGGAAAGCGGUAUAUUCCAGGUCUCCAGCGCCCUUGACGGUCGCUGGAUCGCUCAGGGCGCUACACUAGUCCCUGCUGCACAGGAACAACUCGCCACAGACUUCCAGAUUUCUUAUCUCGGAAAUGGCCAAGGGUAUACUAUACAAUAUGCCCUUCCGAACAAUACUGCCUACUUGAGCAUUCAACAGAAUGGAACACUGACCAGCGGGAAUAGCAGCCCGCUUGGCUUCAAGGUCUACAGCGUGUCGUACCAUAGCUAG
This is a messenger RNA of Talaromyces proteolyticus, 1911 nucleotides long. RefSeq names its product putative non-hemolytic phospholipase C precursor. Gene Ontology annotation, molecular function: hydrolase activity, acting on ester bonds. The transcript is spliced from 6 exons. Bases 1 to 1911 code for a protein of 636 amino acids. Lineage: Eukaryota; Fungi; Ascomycota; Eurotiomycetes; Eurotiales; Trichocomaceae. The record is from RefSeq and is a predicted model, not a curated record.